CACAGACAGAGGUAUUUGACCCGAUGAAAGUACAGGCAUGUAAACGCAAAGGAGAAUCGACACCAUUUCUUACACUGGCUACAUAAAAAAACUAUGAAACGGAAUAUUAAAACAGAGAGGACUGAUAACUGACGUUUUGACGUUGCUCAAACCCCCCAGCACAAAGUACCUGAUGAAUUCCACCAUAAGCAGCUCCCAUGAUGUCCUGGAACUGGCCUACGAAGACCUGGAUGCGCCAAAGCCUGCUGUCACAGAUGGAAGCCAGUCAAAGGUUGAAGCCAAGCCUGUACCUACUCCCAGGUCUGAACGAGCCCAGUCCCAGUGUAACGAUAACAUUGUUGAUUCUGCAGACACAACUAGCAACACAACCAAUGCAGUGAAUUCCCAACUUGGUGAAUAUCCUGCAGACUAUAAGACACCUCGCCCUGUUCGCCCUCCGCCCAGACCACCACUGAGAAAAUGUAUGACCGCCACCAAACUCAAAAAAGCAGUCAACGAAGACUAUCACUGUAUAAGUUCAAACUCUGAGCCAACUCCUCCAGCUGUUACUCCUGAGAAAACCCAAUCUCCUUCUCCGCCACCUCGCCCUAAACACCGCCCUAAAAUGGGACUAAAAUCUGAGAGCUACACUGAUGAGAGUCAGCAGUCUGGAUACUACUACAUCAGCUCUAUGGGAGAAUCUCGUGCAUCAGCUGCUUCUGAAGAAGAGGUGAACCCCUGCAGGACAACGGCCACAAACAGCACUGACAGACCUGCGGUCCCGCCUCGAUUCAGAAAGUCCUCCCUUCCCUGCUCUACCUCGUUGUAUGAAACCUCGCUUUUACAGGCCACUGACAGACCUGCAGUCCCGCCUCGACUCGGUCCGUCCCCCCUCCCCUGCUCUGCCUCGUUGUGUGAAACCUCGCCUUUGCAGCCUCCACCGCCGUCAUUCACCCCGCCACCCCCACCUUCAAAAGGGAAAACAUUGGAGUCAGUGUGCAGUGAGAUACAGGAUCCUCUCUACCUGGAAAUACUGCCAGAGGAUGUAGAUAAGAGGACAAUUGAGAGGCCAACAGUACGCUACCAGAGUGGCUGCUGCUCCCCUCAUCAACAGACCCCCGAGGAUAAAGAGGACAUCAUUGGGUUGUUGAGAUGGUUGAUACGAGUGUCAAAAUCUGAUUCCAUGGCUCCGUCAUUGUAUGGCGUCAGUAUAGAGGAGGAAAUAAGAUCAUUUAAUCAGAGGGCGAUAAAUGUGAGAAAGGCUCUGCGUCUCUACAACCUUCUCAUGAUUAAGCGCAAUGACAGCCUGCGGACCAUCAUCGGUGAGUUCCGCUCCAUCUCCAACAGCCUGGACAAGAUGAAGAAGACAGCCAAAACCAUGGACAUUGCUGGAGGCACCACAGGUGCUGUUGGAGGGGUGACCGCAGUCUUGGGUAUCGUCUUUGCUCCUGUCACACUGGGUGCCUCACUUAUUGCUACAGCUGUUGGUGCUGGUAUGGUGGUGUCCGCUGGAGGUAUGGGCGCCCACUCAGUUAAAGUCAACAAGAAGAUUGUGAACAAGAUGACAGUUGAGAAACUAGUAUAUGAAUAUAAGGGAAAUGUUGUAGACCUGGAACAUUGUCUGGAGUUUAUCCUCUCUGGGAUGAAUGAGCUGCGAAGGCACGACAUUGCCAGGUUACAGAGGGCAGGAGCCCAGCCUGAUGCACUGAAGACGGUACAUCUGUCACAGUCAGUGUUAAACACGACCAACGGUAAGAAGGCAUCUAAUGCACACACAGGUGGGAUGUCCUCCGAAAGGUUGCUUCAGGACUUUGUCAAGGAAAUGGAUCAGUAUUUUACAGAAAAGGAUGACCAGAAGCUGAAGAAGUCAAACAGGAGCAGGUUUUCUGGUAGAGUUCAACUGCUGGCAAAAAAUCUAGAAGAUGAUCUAGAUCAUCUGAAUCGUAUGUGGGAAAUGUUUAGUUGAAUCAAAGGUGUGCGUGUGUGUGCGUGCGCGUGUGUGUGUGUGUGUCUGUGUGUGUGUGUGUGUAGUUCAAGAUUGGUUAUUCUACCAUUCAUGAUGAUGCUAAAUUAACCCGCAGAAUCACCCACAUUGUUAAAUUAACACUUGUAGGCUAGCACCUGUAGGGCUUACGAGGUUUUAGUUUGACAGUAGAAGACAUGCAUGGAAUGUGACACAAAAACACUGGCGGAGUGAUAAUGUGGGCUGGGCGGAAGGAUACUACCAGCCUAUCCUAAAACUAUAUACAUCAGCACCGCGCCACCACAUGCGCCAUUUUCCUUUCCUUCGAAGAAACAGACGAAGAGACAUCAUUGUUGAUCAUCGCUCUACUGGCCGAAAUGGCAGUGUGAAAGUGCCGCGACCCAGCAGCCAACAAAACAGUGCAUCCAGCCAGUGCACUGAGUUACUUCUAAUUCAGCAACAUGUCGUCCUACGUGGAAACCCUCAGCACUGCUGCAUUCGACAGCAUAAAAGAGUUCGAGACUUUCCUAUCAUCGAUACGCACUCCGUUUGUGACCAACAACAGCCACUAU
Molecule: messenger RNA, 2514 nt
Organism: Etheostoma cragini (Arkansas darter)
Lineage: Eukaryota; Metazoa; Chordata; Actinopteri; Perciformes; Percidae
Exons: 14
Coding region: 173-1945 (590 amino acids)
Biological process (GO): lipid transport; lipoprotein metabolic process
Cellular component (GO): extracellular region; membrane
Molecular function (GO): lipid binding
Source: RefSeq, a predicted model, not a curated record